CGUGACUUCUCGUGACUCUUGAGGUUUCAUUAUUUUUCUUCGAUUUGAUUAUUUUAUCCGGUUGAAGCAACAAUGACGGUUGGUGCUGGAAUCAGCGUCAUCAACUCGGACUUGGUGGUGUUAGGACACCGUGUUCUUCGCGGCGUGCCGGAGAAUGUUGUGGUCACUCCUGCUUCAGGGAACUCGUUGAUCGAAGGAGCUUUCAUCGGCGUCUCGUCGGAUCAAACCGGAAGCCACCGUGUCUUCCCCUUAGGGAAACUCGAGUACUCUUGUCUCUCUUUGUAUCUCUCACUUAAAUUAGACUUGAGGUUUAUGUGUGUGUUCCGAUUCAAACUAUGGUGGAUGACGCAGAGAAUGGGGACUCACGGGAAAGAGAUUCCUUUCGAGACUCAGUUUCUAAUCGUAGAAGCUAACGGUGGCUCUGAUUUGGAAGGACAUCAGCCUGCCUCCUACGUUGUGUUCUUGCCCAUCCUCGAAGGAGAUUUUCGAGCUGUUCUUCAAGGCAACCAAUCGAAUGAGCUUGAGAUUUGUCUUGAAAGCGGUGAUCCUACCGUUGACCAAUUCAAGGGGGAUCAUUUGGUUUUUGUGGCUGCUGGGUCUGACCCUUUUGAUGUCAUCACCAAAGCUGUCAAGGCUGUUGAACAUCAUCUUCAGACAUUUUCACACCGCGAGAGAAAGAAAAUGCCAGAUAUGUUGAACUGGUUCGGUUGGUGCACAUGGGAUGCCUUCUACACCAAUGUCACAGCUAGUGACGUCAAGCAAGGUCUUCAAAGCCUUGAAGCCGGUGGGAUUCCCCCAAAAUUUGUCAUUAUUGAUGAUGGAUGGCAAUCUGUUGGCAUGGAUGAGACCGGUGUUGAAUUUAACGCUGAUAAUGCUGCCAAUUUCGCCAACAGAUUAACACACAUCAAGGAGAAUUACAAGUUUCAGAAGGAUCGGAGAGAGGGCCACCGAGUGGAGGACCCUGCAUUGAGUCUUAGACAUGUUAUCACAGACAUUAAGAGUAACAACUCGCUCAAGUAUGUUUACGUUUGGCAUGCGUUAACAGGGUACUGGGGAGGAGUCAAACCUGGCGUUUCGGGUAUGGAGCAUUACGAAUCAAAGGUCUCGUAUCCAGUUUCUUCACCAGGAGUUAUGUCCAACCAGAACUGUGAAUCUCUAGAAAGCAUUACUAAGAAUGGACUCGGUUUGGUGAACCCUGAGAAAGUCUUUACCUUCUACAACGACCUUCACUCCUACCUUGCUUCCGUUGGGAUCGACGGUGUCAAAGUCGACGUCCAAAACAUUCUGGAAACUCUUGGAGCUGGACAUGGCGGUCGUGUCAAACUAGCAAAGAAGUAUCACCAUGCUUUGGAAGCUUCCAUUUCAAGAAACUUCCCUGACAAUGGUAUUAUAUCUUGCAUGAGCCAUAACACAGAUGGUCUCUACAGCGCAAAAAAGACGGCUGUUAUAAGGGCAUCAGACGAUUUCUGGCCUAGAGAUCCUGCCUCGCACACCAUCCAGAUUGCUUCUGUUGCAUAUAACACACUUUUCCUUGGCGAGUAUAUGCAGCCGGAUUGGGACAUGUUCCAUAGUUUGCAUCCGAUGGCUGAAUAUCAUGCAGCAGCUCGAGCGGUUGGUGGGUGUGCCAUUUAUGUCAGCGACAAACCAGGACAGCAUGACUUCAACCUCUUGAGGAAGCUAGUCCUUCCAGACGGUUCCAUCCUCAGGGCAAAGCUUCCAGGAAGACCAACCAGUGAUUGCUUCUUCAGUGAUCCAGUCAGAGACAAUAAAAGUCUUAUGAAAAUAUGGAACCUAAACGACUUCACGGGAGUUAUUGGAGUGUUCAACUGCCAAGGAGCCGGGUGGUGUAAGAAGGAGAAGAGAUACAUGAUCCAUGACCAACAACCUGGGACCAUUUCUGGUUAUGUCCGAGCCAAUGAUGUUCAUUACCUUCAUAAAGUAGCAGCCUCUGAAUGGACAGGUGGCUCCGUCGUCUAUUCCCAUCUCAGAGGUGAAUUAGUGUAUCUCCCCAAAGAUACAUCUUUACCAAUCACGUUGAAGUCACGUGAGUAUGAAGUUUUUACUGUGGUUCCGGUGAAAGAAUAUUCUGAUGGAACCAAGUUCGCUCCGGUGGGGCUAAUAGAGAUGUUUAAUUCUGGAGGAGCUAUUGUGAGUUUAAGAUGCGAUGAUGAUGGGACUAAUUGUGUGGUAAAGAUGAAACUAAGAGGAAGUGGUUUGGUUGGGGUAUACUCGUCUGUUGGACGACCACGGAGUGUUAAGGUGGACUCUGAGGAUGUGGAGUACCGGUGUGAUGGGGAAUCCGGUUUGGUAACAUUUACAUUAGGAGUACCGGAGAAGGAACUGUAUCUUUGGGACGUGGUCAUCCAGCUUUGACUUGGUAGGAUCGGUAUUCGUAGACAAGAGCAAGCUCGCUCUCUCAUUAAUUUAUUGGUUUUACUGUAUCGAUUCAUAUUGUAACGUAUUGGUUUUUAUGCUAUCCUGUAUCAGCUGUCUCUAAUAAAAAGGGUUGGGCAAA
Brassica oleracea var. oleracea is the source of this 2515-nucleotide messenger RNA. Its product is annotated as probable galactinol--sucrose galactosyltransferase 1. The coding region runs from base 73 to 2373 and encodes 766 amino acids. Lineage: Eukaryota; Viridiplantae; Streptophyta; Magnoliopsida; Brassicales; Brassicaceae. The transcript is spliced from 12 exons. The record is from RefSeq and is a predicted model, not a curated record.